UCUCCCUUGAGAAAUAACUGACUGGUUGUCCACGCAGUGUGCUGGCGGCAGCAAUGAGUGCCGCGCUGCCAGGCGUAGCGCUAAAGCGGGCAGUUUCUCGUCGAAAAAGCAUCAUCAUGGUCAUAGCCAAAGUAUGGCAGCUUGUGCGGCGGCCAGAGGGGGAGCCGACUGUAGAGGAUUUCCUCUGUGUGGAAGAAGAGCUGCCUGCUUGCAGUGAAGGAGACAGUCUGUUGAUUCUGGAACCCGAUGCCCCUGAUUGGUUCUCCAGCAGCGUGUCUGAGAUUGGUUCAUCACUCACCGUCUCCAAUGCUGAUGACUUCACACAUGUCCUUGUGGAGGCUGUGGCCUUGAGCAUUGAUCCAUACAUGAGGUACAAGGCACGGCAAAUCCCUCUCAAUACACCCAUGUUUGGCUCUCAGGUAGCCAAAGUUGUUGAAAGUAAGAAUCCUGAGUUGCCAGUGGGAACCCACUUGGUCCACUAUGAGGGCUGGCGAACCUACACUGUGUUAACGAGCCAGCACCUGAAGGAUAAAGAACAUUUUGGUGUGAUGUGUCUGCCAGAAAUGGGUGAUCUCCCUAAAAGUUUGGGCAUUGGCAUCUUGGGCAUGCCAGGCAACACUGCAUACUUUGGAUUUUUGGAUAUCUGCAAGCCUAAGGCUGGAGACGUGGUGCUAGUGAAUGGAGCAGCUGGAGCUGUUGGCAGUGCUGUGGUGCAGAUUGCUAAGUUGAAAGGUUGCAGAGUAAUUGCUUUUGCUGGGUCAGAUGAAAAAGUUGCUUGGGUGAAAGAGCUUGGUGCUGAUCAUGCCUUCAAUUACAAAACCAUGAAUAUUGGAGAGGCACUGAGCAAGGUUGCACCAAAGGGUGUCAACAUUUAUUUUGAUAAUGUUGGUGGCAAGUUCACUGCCCAGGCCCUGCCACACAUGGCAGACUAUGGUGUGGUGUCCCUGUGUGGUGCCAUCUCCACCUACAAUGAGGAGGUAGACAUUGGUGUGCCAAGUCUCAGAAGUCCUUUCAAUGAGGGCACUGUGAUCUGGAAGCAGCUUCAUAUUGAGGGAUUUCUCGUUUUCCGCUGGAAAGCACGCUGGAUGGAAGGUUUGAAACAGCUUAGGGAAUGGAUAGAGCAGGGAAAGCUGAAAUACAAAGAGACUGUAUUUCAAGGAUUUGAGAAGAUGCCGAGUGCCUUCAUUGGUUUGUUCCAUGGUGAGAACACUGGUAAGACAGUUGUGGUGCCUUAGUGAGAUUACACUGUCUAGAACCACCAACAUUGCCUCAAUUUUAUCUUAAUUUGUUCAAUAGAUUCUUGCUUGAAUUGAAUAUGAAAUUUUAAAAUAUAGUAAACUAAUUACCAUAAAUACACUAAAUUUAAUGUCUGUCUUCAUAAUUUAUGAUAAAUUUAAACUAGAUGUGAUGGUGUCCCAUGCUUAAUAUAUAUAAUUGUCAUGUACUUUGUUGUCUGGUUGGAAAAAUGUAGUUUUUAUAUUCCAUUCACAAUGUAAAUGACUAAUUAAAGGACAUACCUCAUACUGCAUGGAUGUCUAUUGUUGUGCUCUUCAUCAUCUGUGAGGAGCAGCUUAGAAAGUACAACUGUAUAUGUAUCCAGACCUAAUUCCAAGCUAAAAUAUUUGCUUGUUAACAUCAGACCAUUUGGGGAUGUAUCACUUAUGUGUGUGUGUAAUUCUAAUGAUAUCAUCAUGCUUAUUGUACAUUAAACUAAUAAACAUAAAUUUAUUUAGGAGUAGGAGAGUGAUAUCAUGUGACAAGACAUGGAAACUUAGCAGGAUAUGGUGUGAGUACUAUGUGAUUCAGUCACUGAGGCUAGUCUCUCUGGCCUUGCUAUGAUAUCAGGUAUAGACCUUAGUCACAUUUGCCUUCCAUUAUUCAUAGUAGAUGAAAUUUUGGGUGAGUAUUUAGUAAUGGAAGAUGCUGUUCUUCAUUCAGAGCUCUUUCAGUAUAAGUUUAAAACAGCUGUGAGUUUAUGCACUGACCAGUGAUGCAAACAAUGACAAGUAAGUAAGUACUCAAGUACUCUUAUUUUGUAUCUAUCAAGAAUAAAUUUGAUUAAUGGAUGCAGUAAAUCUACAGAUUUAUUGUGAUGAAGGCUUUGCUAGAGGGAAAUAAAUGGCUUCAUGUUAUCUGCUUUUUGAUAAAUAUGAUUGAAUCAAUGUGAUUAUUCUUUAUACGAUAUGUAGACUUAAGUGAAGUAAAAUUUGUUUGGUUCUUUAA
Messenger RNA from Portunus trituberculatus (swimming crab), 2223 nucleotides. Its product is annotated as prostaglandin reductase 1-like. Lineage: Eukaryota; Metazoa; Arthropoda; Malacostraca; Decapoda; Portunidae. Gene Ontology annotation, biological process: prostaglandin metabolic process. Bases 54 to 1235 code for a protein of 393 amino acids. The record is from RefSeq and is a predicted model, not a curated record. Gene Ontology annotation, molecular function: 2-alkenal reductase [NAD(P)H] activity; 15-oxoprostaglandin 13-reductase [NAD(P)+] activity. The transcript has 10 exons. Gene Ontology annotation, cellular component: cytoplasm.